UAGGCGAAAACUCUCAAAGUAUCAAUAGCAUUUUAAAGUGACAACAGCUUGCGAACGGUCAUAGAAAGAAUAGCGAGAAAUGUUUGCGGUAAAAUCUAUAAUAUUAAUGGCACUGAUUGCCGUUGCGUUGGGCGAAGUAAUCGAUUUUAAAACAUGCGAUACAAACGAUUGUGAUAUACAUGAAGUACGUGUGGAACCCUGUCCUCAGGCGGAAUCGCAUGCCGCCUGCAAUAUUCGACGCCGUAAGCCGGCUAAUAUGAGUUUCGAUUUCACGCCGCAUUUCGAUGCCGAUACGCUCGAAGCCUCAUUGAAUUGGGUAAAGAGUAACGAUCAGGAAUUGCCUUUGAUUUCGAUGGAGAAGGAUGCUUGCAAGUACACGAAAUGCCCGGUAAAGAAUGGCGAAAAGCAAACCUAUCAGAUCGAUAUACCGAUUGAAAGUAAAUUUCCAUUGAAUUAUUACACUGUAAAAUGGAAUUUCCAAGCAUCCAACGGCAAGCAAUGUUGCUUUACACACGACAUUAAAUUAGUGCGUUAGAAUUAUGUGAAUAACGCCCCGAAGACUUCUCAAAACGAAAUAUUAUUUACGUGUGUGAAUUGAAAUAAAUGUGAAGAAAAUUAUGAACAAAAUUAAAAAAAAAAAAAAAAAACGGAUUUUUAAUUCAUUUGCCCUUUCGAGAAGCUAUUAAACAACAUUUUAAAAGCAUCUACCUAUGUAUGAAGUGCGGGCUGAGGAAACUUUCGAAAACCGAAGGCUAUCCGCACGCAAUUAGUAUCAAUAGUUGAAAAAAAACCUUAUUUUUUCUAUAUCGAUGCCAUUCACAUGGCCAUUCUGACAAAGGCUACGAUUUUUAUCUUGCAAUCAAUCAAAAAUAAAAUAAAUUUUUUUUUUUUAUUGUUCAGCUCUUCAAUUUAACGCUAGAGUUAAUUUUCUAUUAAAAAGAAAAUAAAAUUUUUCUAUUAAUUCGGUUUUAAAAGAACCUGAGUUUGUUCACUUAAUA
Molecule: messenger RNA, 998 nt
Organism: Glossina fuscipes
Lineage: Eukaryota; Metazoa; Arthropoda; Insecta; Diptera; Glossinidae
Product: MD-2-related lipid-recognition protein-like
Exons: 1
Coding region: 80-535 (151 amino acids)
Biological process (GO): sterol transport
Molecular function (GO): sterol binding
Source: RefSeq, a predicted model, not a curated record